Messenger RNA from Lolium perenne, 984 nucleotides. NCBI's taxonomy places the organism in Eukaryota, Viridiplantae, Streptophyta, Magnoliopsida, Poales, Poaceae. The record is from RefSeq and is a predicted model, not a curated record.
AUGGCACCGAUCUCGUCGAGUCUCGUGCUGCCGUGCCUCGCCUUCCACCGGGCCGCGGACAGGUCGACGGUCCUCUUCAGCGUGCCGGAGAAGAAGGCCAUUGAUGCCGACAUCGCCGACGUCGACGAGGUGCUGGCCAACAAGACCAUCCUGCCCACGGCGCGCGGCUACGUGCUCGCCCACGACCCGACCACCAUGUCCACCUUCCUCUACAGCCCCCAGACCCGCCGCAAGAUCGACCUGCCGCCGCUAGACCUAGAGGGCGACCAGGACCUGCUCGUGGACUACCACUGCCUGCUCUCCGACGACCCCACCGACCCCAGCUGCGUCGUGCUCCUCGUCGAGCUCGACCAUCCCUUCAUCCUGUACCACCGCAUCGGGGACGGCGAGCAGAACCGUCAGUGGCACGAGCACGAGUUCGACAUCGGGUCCCAGCCGUACGACCCGGACGACUUGACGCUGCUCGAGAAGACGGUGAUCACCCCGAUCGCGGCGUGCCGCGGCAAGUUCUACUUCAACCCCAUGGACGAGAUGGGCGUCAUCGACUUCUCCUCCCCCGACCGCGACGCCGGGCCGGCGUUCGGGUCGAUCGCCGCCGGGUCCGACGAAAGCGUCACGCUGGCGAAGGUUUUCCUGGUGGAAUCCCAGGGGGAGCUCUACAAGGUUAGCCUCCUGUUCGACGUGGCCGACGUGUACACGGUCACGGGCUCGAGCGUUCACGUGAUGGAUUUCGAGAGCUCGCGGUGGCGCAGGGCGGGCGAUCUCGGCGGCCGCGCGUUCGUGCUGUCGCUGUUCAACUUCGGCGCCUCGUGCGAGUCGGGAGGGGAGGCUGGGCUGCGAGGGGACUGCGUGUACGUCGCGUAUCCUGUGGCGAGGAAGUUGCUGGUUUUCGAUGUCAAGGAUGGGAGAAUGGAGUCGGUGAAGCUUGACGAAGCUCCCAAAUCGGAUAAAGCGUUCUGGGUGCUUCCUAGCUACUAAGCUAAU